Molecule: messenger RNA, 888 nt
Organism: Synchiropus splendidus (mandarinfish)
Lineage: Eukaryota; Metazoa; Chordata; Actinopteri; Syngnathiformes; Callionymidae
Gene: tmem244
Product: transmembrane protein 244
Exons: 6
Coding region: 76-600 (174 amino acids)
Source: RefSeq, a predicted model, not a curated record
UAGUCCCCAGUGUGCGCCAUCACACUGAAAUGCACACAUGUAGUGAACAUUCUCUCUUUUUACCAGCAGCCAUUCAUGUUGUUGGACUACUGCUGUCGUUGCUGUGGAUUCACGCUGAUCAAACGUCAUGGACCCCUUUCUCUCAAGACCACACCCAGUGAUACAUGGGUCGUCCUGCAGAAUCUGUUGAUGUGCAUGGUCUGCUUCUACUCUCUCUACUACAUGGUCGUCAGUCUUUGCAUUGGACUGCUCAGGGUUCAUGAAAUCAACAGCUUGUUGGCUCCCUUUGACUACACAACACAGCCAUCAUGGCAGAAUCCAAAAUAUCUGGUCGGUGUCAUUUCAACAGAGGUCACCUAUCUUCUGGGAGGGCUGGUCUUCGCCUGGAUUGUGGAGGAGUGGGUUUGGGACUAUGCCAUCACGGUCACACUGCUGCAUGUCGCCAUGACAGUAGCAGUAAUGUCAGAUUUCCCUUCAGCUGAGCACUGGUGGAUCGCCCUCGGUUCAGGCCUGGUGAUGAUGAUAUUUGCUGGUCAACUUCUGGCUUAUAGACUCUUCAGAAACAACUUUGUGUAUCCUGAGGAGCUACAGAACUUCUGAUGGACAACUUUGAACACAACUUUUGUGUACACAGCCUCGUGUUAAUAUAUACAGUUCAACUUGGUACAACUUUUUCUAACACUCUGUACAGUAUAAAUAUUGUUUUGUAUUCUCUGUUUACUAAAAUUACAUUGCAAAAAGUUGUAUAGAUAGAUUUGUUAAUUAGUGCACUCAUGAAAGCAAAUACAGAAUAAAAACGUUUAAUUUUGAGCCAAUGUAGGGAAGUUGUAUUUAUGUGAUGUGAUUUUUUUUUCGUCACAUAUGAUCUAGGUACAUUAAAUACCUCAU